Opisthorchis viverrini is the source of this 3414-nucleotide messenger RNA. RefSeq lists its product as hypothetical. The coding region runs from base 35 to 2617 and encodes 860 amino acids. The record is from RefSeq and is a predicted model, not a curated record. Lineage: Eukaryota; Metazoa; Platyhelminthes; Trematoda; Opisthorchiida; Opisthorchiidae. The transcript has 10 exons. Gene Ontology annotation, biological process: protein dephosphorylation. Gene Ontology annotation, molecular function: protein tyrosine phosphatase activity.
GCUUGGCCCUGUGCCGACUCCGUUUCCACUGUUGAUGUCCAUGGGACACGCCGGUGGGCGGUGGUUCCAUCAUAAUCUAACUGGUUUAGAAGCGGAGAAAUUACUGCUACAGAAGGGUGUCAGCGGUAGUUUUUUGGCGCGCCCCAGUCACAGCACUCCUGGCAGCUUUACCCUUUCCGUCCGUCGCGGCGAUGAGGUUACUCACAUACGUAUACAAAACACGGAGGAGUUUCUUGAUCUUUAUGGUGGGGAGAAGUUCGCCACUCUGUCGGAGUUGGUCACUUAUUACAUGGAGAAUGAAGGCCAGCUGAAAGAAAAGAACGGUGAUGUAAUUGUUCUCAAAUAUCCGCUUGUUUCUGAAGAUCCCACUAAAGAGAGAUGGUUCCAUGGACAGAUAACGGGCAAGCAAGCUGAGAACAUGCUUCUCGAACGUGGCAAGUAUGGUGGCUUUUUGGUGCGCGAGUCUGUUCAUCGUCCUGGUUCUUAUGUGCUCUCGGUCUUAACAGGCGAGCAAGUAGCUCACAUCAUGAUCCAGCGCAGACCAAAUGGAAUGUACGAUGUCGGUGGGGGCCACCAGUUUUCCAAUCUAAAGCAGUUGGUGGAAUUUUACUACCAUACGCCGAUGGUGGAGAAAAACGGGGGGCUUGUAUUCCUGAAACAACCUUUCAAUACGACCCGAUUUAAUGUAUCAACUAUUGACCAAAGAAUCAGGCAGCUGGAACAGGAAAGUGGGCAUCAGGGUGGACUGCCUGGUUUUCUUGAAGAAUUUGAAGAAUUACAUCAGGAACCUCAGGCAAGUUAUCUUAACUAUAUCAUUUUACAAUGCCCAGCGUACCGGUUGUGCGUAUCACUUGGCGUAUCACUUGCCAACACUUGGUGCACUUUUCUCAUGCUAGGCUGUAAUCUUAUUGAUCCCACAUGUGUUUCUUUAUUUCAGACAAAAAAUAGUUCUCGAGAAAAGGGGUCAAUGGCGUACAAUCGAGAUAAAAAUCGGUAUAAAAACAUACUCCCGUUUGAUCGAACACAAGUCGUACUCUUAGACGGUGAUCCCAACGAACCUGGCUCCGACUACAUCAAUGCCAACUAUAUUUGCUGGCCUGUCCAGCUUACCGAAUCUCUAUCCAAUGGCAACUCUUCUUCAGCUAUGACCAGUAGUGGACUUGGCAAUACUCAUCAGCUGCAGUCCGCCAAACUGGGUACUGGGUCUUCAGUUGGAUGUCUCACCGUUGGACACAAUAUCACCCAACCUGUUUCAUCAAUGAAUUCCGCCGCACCGUUCUUUUUCAAUGGAAAACCUCGUUACAUUGCCACCCAAGGUGUAGUACAUUCCACGCAAGACUCUUUCUGGCGUAUGUGCUGGCAAGAGCGAAGCGCAGUGAUCGUGAUGAUAACAAAAAUUGUUGAAAGAGGUCGCAAUAAAUGCGUCCGCUAUUGGCCUACGGAGCAAGAAGGGGAGCUGACUUUCCAUACUUAUGGUCAUACUCUGCGUGUGCGACACAUUUCCGAACGCAAUUCCGUGAAUUAUACGCUUCGACAGUUGCUUCUGAUUCGAGAGCCCUGCGAGACCGGAAAGCCGCAGCCCUCGGACCAACUUGUCACUAGUGGUUCAAACAUUAACACUUUGGAAACAACCCAGGAGUCUGGUCUGCUUUCGAAGAAUCCCAAUUCUGAUCUCGCCUCUUCACAUCCCAAAUCAACCGUUCCGUCGGAUACGAAUACUGACCCCACAGACGACCGAAGUUUCACUGUCUACCAUUACCACUUCACUGUGUGGCCGGACCACGGAACACCAAGUGACCCGUCCUGUGUGCUGGAUUUCAUGCACGACAUUUCUGCCAGACAAGAGAGUAUAUCGGGCUCGGGGCCAACCAUCGUGCACUGCAGUGCGGGCAUCGGCCGAACUGGGACAUUUAUUGUGAUAGAUAUGUUGAUCAACUACAUCAAAACGAUGGGCCUCAACUGUGACAUCGACAUUUCGCGAACCAUUCAAAUGGUGCGUGAGCAACGUUCGGGCAUGGUCCAGACGGAGACCCAGUAUCGAUUUAUCUACAAAGCAGUACAGCAAUACGUGAAUACAAUGUCCGAACGUGUGAAGUUGGACAAUGACCUCCGACCUACUGGGCGUGAUUACACAAAUAUCAACCGUGCUGCGGAUGAUGUCGGAAAUCUGGCCUCCGUACGUGCUGCAGCAGUUGGUAUAUAUCCUCCCAAUACAUCUCAACCCGUGCCGAUCGGCAUCUCUGCUGGCAGCCCAACCUCUGCUUCAGAGGCACAAAAUGCCACACCAAAUCCCACUUGUUCUCCCAAUUCAGGUGCUUCACCAACAAACUUCACGACAUCUUCUUCACCUCCGAAAACCCUAUCAUCUUCAGUCGGCUCCCGAAACUCGGGAUGCCUCCUUCAUGGCACCGGACAGCGAAAACAUGGCUCACGGCAUCAUUCCAUGACCCAUAACUUGGAUCAGUGUUCCUGUGGUCGAUCACAGUCGAAUGCCUCCAACACUCCUAAUGCUUCCAAUACGUCAUUGUCUGCUGCCAGCGGGCGUCACUCCACCCCAGUGGUUACUGGACUACUUCAACGACUUACCAAUAGUGGUCGAUCGAAAGCACGCCCUUGAUCCGAGGAUACUUCAGUGAGCUUUCCCUCAAUUGGAUCUCAUUCCAAAUGUUGACUUCCAUAUGCCGUGCCCAUACAUACAUACAUUCCCUCCGUUCACCUUGUAAAGUGAUAUACAUGGGUUUUACACCUUUCUGCUGGUAGUGUGUAAGCCAGCAAGUAUUUAUGUUUGCUGCCUGGCUGCCAGUACCAGCUAAACGCUCGCGCCCCCUUCCUGACCUCUACGCCGAUUGUGUACUGCUUGGAUUUCAGUCUGUUUGGGCACCCAUGCAAUACCAGCUUCUCGCCUGUACCCCAAGUUGCCAUUAACUGUCCUGCGUUGUGCGUCCUUCAUCACUAUGAAUGUCAUGAAGUUUUCCCCGUUCACCGAUACUUUUAACAUUCCCAGUCCCACUUUCCGGUCGAACGUUGUAUGUACAUUUACGCUGCUUGAUGCCUGUGAUUUUGCAUUACUUAGCAUAUGUACAUAGCAACCCUGAUUUCCCCGUUGUCGCUCUUAUUAACUUUGUUUGCCUUUAAACUACUAGUACAUUGUUUUCUGCAUCGCAUUGUGUAUCGUUGUUUCUUAAUCUUCUAUUGAACUUUACUGUAAAUGCCAUCACUUUAAUUCCUAAAGUGUGGUUCUCUCGAAUAGGAGUGCGUCUGCCCUCGAAUAUUGUUAGUCCCUAGAUUCUCUUCGUUCCAUUAUGCUUUAAGUGCAUCACUGGCCCGCUUGUACAAGCUGGCACAACGUUGCUGCUUAUUUUCAGUUUUUGUUUUUCUAUUUGCGCACAUCUCAAUUUGAUUCAAUAAUGCGAA